Psammomys obesus (fat sand rat) is the source of this 1423-nucleotide messenger RNA. It is a transcript of the gene Hddc3, whose product is annotated as HD domain containing 3. The transcript is spliced from 4 exons. Bases 67 to 606 code for a protein of 179 amino acids. Gene Ontology annotation, molecular function: guanosine-3',5'-bis(diphosphate) 3'-diphosphatase activity. The record is from RefSeq and is a predicted model, not a curated record. Lineage: Eukaryota; Metazoa; Chordata; Mammalia; Rodentia; Muridae.
CAGGGGGCGCUGCAGAUCCGUUCGGACUCCGGGGCGUCGGUCUCCCGAGCCGCCCACCCCCGAGCGAUGGGCUCGGAGGCAGCCCAGCUGCUGGAGGCCGCUCACUUCGCGGCGCACAAACACCGACAGCAGCGGCGGAAAGAUCCCGAAGAGACCCCCUACAUCAAUCACCCCAUCGGUGUAGCCCGGAUCCUAACCCAUGAGGCGGGAAUCACUGACAUUGUGGUGUUACAGGCCGCCCUGCUCCACGACACCGUAGAAGACACAGACACUACCCUGGAUGAGGUGGAGCUGCACUUUGGAGCCCAGGUUCGGCGCUUGGUGGAGGAGGUAACAGAUGACAAAACUCUGCCCAAGCUGGAAAGAAAGCGGCUACAGGUCGAGCAGGCACCCCACAGCAGCCCGGGGGCCAAACUGGUGAAACUGGCGGACAAACUGUACAAUCUGAGGGAUCUGAAUCGCCGCACCCCUAAAGGAUGGUCAGAGCACCGCGUCCAGGAAUACUUCGAGUGGGCAGCACAGGUGGUGAAGGGGCUUCAAGGAACGAACCAGCCACUGGAAGAGGCGCUGAAGCAGCUGUUCCAGGAGCGAGGGCUGACCCUUUGAUCGAGGGCUUGGUGCAGUCUUGUGGCAUGGCUCCAGCAAGGCGCAGGCAAGAUAGGAUCUUUACUGCGGCGAUUCAGAGCCUCCUCAUCUCUCACAUUCCUUCACCCAGCCCAGACAUCACAGGCUAAACGCGCCUGCGUUUUCUUACUCAGCUGAGCCCCAAUAUGGAAAUCGGAUAUAUCCAUCCAUCCAUGCACCCAGAGCCUUUCCCCAAGUCUUGAGUCUCUCUGCGAUUUUUUAUGGUGGGACCUCUGGCCCCUCAGGGACUUAAGAUUGCAUAAGCAUUGGUGUGGCAAAUAAAGCACUUAGGGCAAAGGCUGAAAUUGCUGGUCCUCCUUCCCUGGUCUCCUGAGAAGAACCGACAUGCUAGAUACUCAUUUCCAAGUGUGUCCCUGGCAUCAUCUCCUUUGAGUUGAGAGCAUCAAUCCUUGGAACGUGGUGGCGUCCUUAUGACUGAGCUGGAUUGUGUCGUUAUGAAGGUCAGAUGAUGUAGUUGAGGAGUCUGGAACGUUCCCUUACAGCAUUUGGGAUGGCAGAUGUACUGGGAGAGAAUGCCACCACUUACUGGCAACUGAAGGACCGAAGACCUCGGUUCCCCAACACCAGCUGCAGCGGGUGCUCAGUUAUUCACAGCUGAUGCCUUGACCCUUAAGAUUGCAGGCUUCCUGCGUUGCUAAGCGGCAAGAGCUUCCGGGGUACCGGGAAGUGGUCCUGACGUUGUCCCGCCCAUAGGGUGGGUGGAGCCUGAGGAAGCAGAAAAAGCUCCCAGCUUUAAAAAAAUUAUUUUUAAUGGUCCGUAAACUGCUGAAGAUUUUUC